AUGGACGAGCCCAAAGACGGUAAAGAUACCGUCGUGCAACAGCACAACGGCGCCCACGAUGUCGAUGCCGGUGAAAUCGUGUCCGACAACCAUGGCCUGAAGCGACACUUGAGUAACCGCAAGGUGCAGAUGAUUGCUAUCGGUGGCUCGAUCGGUACCGCCAUGUUCGUCAGUAUCGGUGAAGCCCUGAACUACGGCGGGCCCGGCAGCUUGCUGAUCACCUACACUCUGUACGCCUGUGUGCUCGCCCUCGUAAACAACGCCAUGGCCGAGAUGGCCAUCUACAUGCCCGUCAACGCCUCCUUCAUCCGACAUGCCUCCGUCUGGGUCGACGAUGCCUGGGGCUUCAUGGCCGGCUGGAACUUUUUUUUCUACGAAGCCAUACUUAUUCCCUUUGAGAUCAGCGCCCUCAACCUGAUUUUGACUUUCUGGAGAGACGACAUCCCCGUUGCGGCCAUUUGCGUCGCAUGUAUUGUUGCUUAUGGAUUGAUCAAUGUAGCAGCCGUCAAAUGGUAUGGUGAGGCCGAAUUCUGGCUCUCGUGGGGAAAACUUCUCCUGAUGAUGAUUGUCUUCUCUUUCACUUUUGUUACUAUGGUUGGAGGCAACCCCCAGCAUGACCCGUACGGUUUCCGGUACUGGAGAACACCCGGUGCAUUCGCCGAAUACCUCGCGGGAGGCAGUAUGGGCAAAUGGGAAGGCUUUCUCGGCUCUCUCUGGAUGGCUAGUUUCGCCAUUGUCGGUCCCGAAUAUAUGGCUAUGGUAGCUGGAGAAGCCAAACUGCCCCGUGUCACGCUGAAACGGGCCUUCAAAUCCGUCUAUAUCCGUUUCGGCGUGUUUUUCAUCGGCGGUGCUCUUUGCGUUGGUAUCGUGGUUGCGUAUAAUGACCCGAACCUGCUGAAAGUGUUGGGCUCCAGUACCGGUGCUGCUUCGCCCUACGUGAUUGCAAUGCAAAAUAUGGGUGUGGCUGGACUGCCGCAUUUGGUUAAUGCGCUCCUCUUCACCUCGAUCUUCUCUGCCGGAAAUGCCUAUACUUAUUGCGCCUCGCGUACCCUGCAUGGGUUGGCCGCCCAAGGUCACGCUCCCAAGUUUUUGGCACAGUGCACGAAAGACGGUGUCCCGUUCUGGUGCUUGCUAAUCGUCAUGGCAUUCCCUUUCCUGUCAUUGCUGCAGCUCUCAGGAAGCGCUUACACUGCUCUCACCUGGCUUACAAACAUCGUCACUGCUGGCGGUAUGAUUGACUACAUCGUCAUGUGUGUUAACUACAUCUUCUUCUAUCGCGCCUGCAAGGCCCAGGGUGUCAACCGCCGAGAAUUCACCUACUACGGUUACUUCCAGCCAUACGGCACGGUAUUUGCUCUCUGCUUCGAGAUUUGCGUCCUCGUAUGCUACGGAUACGCCGUAUUCCGACCUGGCGGAUGGGACAUCAGCUCAUUCUUCACCCACUAUGCCAUGGUCUUCUUGGGCAUUCUUACUUUCUGCGGAUGGAAGAUUGUCAAGCGCACUAAGUUCGUCAAGCCCCACGAAGCUGAUCUCGUCUGGGCCCGACCAUCGCUCGAACACUACGAGUUGACCACGCUUGACCGCGACGUUGGAUUCUGGAAUGAGACCUUGUCUAUGCUUGGUAUUAAAAAGAAGAAGGCGGAUGCCGAGAUCCAAGAGUUUUAA
Molecule: messenger RNA, 1665 nt
Organism: Talaromyces rugulosus
Lineage: Eukaryota; Fungi; Ascomycota; Eurotiomycetes; Eurotiales; Trichocomaceae
Exons: 4
Coding region: 1-1665 (554 amino acids)
Biological process (GO): amino acid transmembrane transport
Cellular component (GO): membrane
Molecular function (GO): amino acid transmembrane transporter activity
Source: RefSeq, a predicted model, not a curated record